GAACUUUUGCUGACCUGCUGGAGAAGAGGCAGAUCCUGACACCAUGGGGCCUGUCAGCUACUCAUCAGAGACCUAUGACUUGGUUCAUCUUCAACUCAUCUCUGUCUGCUCCCACCCACACUCGUUGCUCGGAGAUGCACAUGAGAGGAUGCCUCAGAUACAGCUCUGCGCACACUUCCUCUGCCCGCAGCGAGUGGCUUACAAGCCUGGUGGAGCUGAGCGGUUACUAUGAGGCCGAGAACACCACUCCUUCCUUGGAAGGCUACUUUUGCUUCAAUCCAUCGUCAUCUGUGGUUGGCAACCAGAGAGACCCCUUCAGGAAGGUCUUCAUACCGCUCGCCUAUCUGCUUAUGUUCGUGCUGGGAACUGUGGGCAAUGCCCUGGUCCUUGUCAUUUUGGAGAGGUUCAAACGGUCUCGAACAACCACCGAAAACUUCCUCUUCCACCUCACCCUGGCCAACCUGGCACUGCUGCUCACCUUCCCCUUCAGCGUGGUUGAAAGCCUGGCUGGGUGGGUAUUUGGGACCUUCCUCUGCAAGAUCCUCAGUGCUGUCCACAAGAUCAAUUUCUACUGCAGCAGCAUGCUGCUGGGCUGCAUCGCGGUGGACCGCUACUUGGCCAUCGUGUAUGCAAUCCACACCUACCGCAAACGCAGAGCUCGCUCCAUCCACCUCACCUGCACGGCCAUCUGGCUCUCCUCCCUGCUCCUGACCUUACCCGAUCUCAUCUUCAUGGAGGUGUGGACAGAUGAGAGCAACCGCAGCAUCUGCUAUUUUCCAGAGGCUGGGAUUCACGGCAACAACGUGUGGCUGGCAACUCGCUUCCUGUACCACAGCGUGGGUUUCUUCAUGCCCCUGCUGGUCAUGUGUUACUGCUACAUGGCCAUCGUCCGCACUCUGUGUCAGUCCCAGCGCCUGCAAAGGCAGAAAGCUGUCCGCGUGGCCAUCCUGGUCACCGGUGUGUUCCUGCUCUGCUGGAGCCCGUACCACAUCGUCAUCUUUCUGAACACCCUGACCAAGCUAGAAGCCUUCGCCAAGGACUGCCUCCUGGAAGAUCAUCUGGACACCGCCAUCAUGGUGACAGAGGCCAUUGGCUUCACGCACUGCUGCCUCAACCCCAUCAUUUAUGCCUUCAUUGGGGUCAAGUUCCGUAACGACUUCUUCCGUAUCCUGCACGAGCUGGGCUGCAUAAGCCAGGAGACCCUACAGGAGAUCCUAGAGGUGACGAGGAAGGGCUGCGGAAUCGAGUCUGACAACACCACCUCCAUCUCCACUUUCUAACUCAGAAAGGUUGCCGCAGGGCAGAAACGGCCUGGCCGCACCUGUCCAGCAGUAUCUGUACUGUGUCCCAGUCCUAAGUUUCACAAGUGUCCCCACCACUCUCCUCAUUCCUCAGGAAGCCGAGGUCUGACAGCCACCUACCUACCACCCAAACCCCACCGCGUCGCUUCUGUGGUUCCUUCUGGUUCACAUACGUACCAAAAUCAGUCUGGCAGCUGUUGGCAAAUGCCGACUGUCCGACUGUCACUCUGGCGGGGAUGGAGGAACCAAAGCAGGUUGAACCUGUUGUUACCACAUCCCCAUCACCAAACCGACUGCAGGAGUCCUGUGCACAGAGCCAGAUGCAAGACUGAGUCACAGGGUGGGGGGGGAGGGUGGGGAGGGCAGGAAAAACGCACAGCCAAGUGGAAGUGGAGCUGCAUCAGUGAGUGAGGGCUGAGGAAAGGACCAAGCAGGUUCCCAUCUCACCUGCUCGCGUCACUGAAGCACCCCUUUGCUCAGAGGAAGCAAUGGGGGACAAUUACCGUGGUAGCUAGAGCAAGAGGUGCAGGCGAGACCAUCAGGGUACCCAGGGCUCAUCCCAGUGACAAAGGCCACACGGUCUCUGGGUGGAACACUGCUCCUCCUGCUGCGUGACGUCCUGCCGUCCAGCCACUGCACAUCGCCUUUCCCAGCACAGCUCACCCCAGGAGGCCUCGGACUCGGGUUUGACUGCUGCCGAUUCCUCUCCUGACAUCAGCCACAUCCCUCCCCAUUCACUUCAUUUGCUCACAGCUACAGCGAGCGAUUUGCUGAAGCGAAUGCCUGAGUAUGCAAAAGCUGUCUUUUAAGGAAGAUGACUGUCUGAACAGAUGGCUCAGUCUUGUGACUGAGCACGGAGAAAACGAACCGCACAUCUUUGUGAGGCUGAAGGUGUAAUCUUUACCCCCCCCCUCCCCUUUCCUUUUGCAGCUCACUGUACAUCGCUUUGUGCAUUCUGCCCCACAGUACGGUAAAACACAGGAGAAGACCUCA
Messenger RNA from Gallus gallus (chicken), 2294 nucleotides. It is a transcript of the gene CXCR5, whose product is annotated as C-X-C motif chemokine receptor 5. The record is from RefSeq and is a predicted model, not a curated record. The coding region runs from base 75 to 1280 and encodes 401 amino acids. The transcript is spliced from 3 exons. Gene Ontology annotation, biological process: chemotaxis; G protein-coupled receptor signaling pathway; B cell activation. Gene Ontology annotation, molecular function: C-X-C chemokine receptor activity. NCBI's taxonomy places the organism in Eukaryota, Metazoa, Chordata, Aves, Galliformes, Phasianidae. Gene Ontology annotation, cellular component: membrane.